UUUCGACUGGACCAGCACCGCGAAUCUCCAUGUCGGACGGCAAGGUGACCCACGCCGGCUCCUGUCACUGCUGCGCGGUCCGGUUUGAAUUCGAUGCACCGGACCACCUUGUUGCCUUCGACUGCAACUGCUCUAUCUGCGCCAUGAAGCGCAACGUGCAUACGAUCGUCCCAUCGUCGUCUUUUCGACUAUUGGCAGGAGAGGAGGUGCUCACCACGUACACGUUCAACACGCACACGGCAAAGCACAAGUUCUGCCGUAUAUGUGGCGUGCAACCGUUCUACGUCCCCCGCAGUAACCCGGACGGUGUCGCCGUGACCAUUGCGUGCAUCACGCCCGGCACAGUCACACACGUCGACAUCCAACAAUACGACGGACAAAACUGGGAAACGUCGUACGUGUCGUCUGGCAUUGCCAAGUAUUCAAAGUAAUUCACCACGAACGGCUCUUCCGUACUCUAUGGAUUUUCUACACUUACUCAUUGUCUCGGAUGCACGCUUUCUUCGACGGACUCGAGUUGGCUGCUUCCGCUGCGGCAGCUGCGGCAUCACCAGGGGCUUCCAUGUACCCAUACGUGAGCGCGCGCUUCUGUCCUGCCGGGCCGAGGAGUGGGCGGGCAUCGGGGUUCUUCAGAAGUUCAUGGGCCAAGCUUUCCCCAAGCUGCUCCGCUUCGAAGCGAGAUCCACGAGUGGCCUCGGUGAUGCUAACUUUACCAUCUCUCGAGAGGAGGGUCACAGUUAACUUGAUCGUGUCGUCGUCGAGGGUCGUGUUGACACCCAUCGAGAUCUGGCACCCGCCUUCAAUGGACCGUAGGAGGCUGCGCUCUGCCUUGCAGCAUUGUGCCGAUUCUUCGUGCUCAAUCUUGGCCAGCAUGGCCAAUAUCUUACGAUUUCUGCAUGAGAUAGAUUGUUCACUCAAGAUACGACGUUCAAACCUCCUCGUCAUCCUCCCGGC
Messenger RNA from Aphanomyces invadans, 954 nucleotides. RefSeq lists its product as hypothetical. The transcript has a single exon. Bases 30 to 431 code for a protein of 133 amino acids. Lineage: Eukaryota; Oomycota; Saprolegniomycetes; Saprolegniales; Verrucalvaceae. Gene Ontology annotation, molecular function: carbon-sulfur lyase activity. The record is from RefSeq and is a predicted model, not a curated record.